GCGAGUCACUCAUUCCUGUCCAGACUCCACACCGCUCACAUUUUUCUUAACAUUCAAGUCACGGAUUCUCAGGAGGAUUAUUUCACCUCUUUGAUUUUGGCUGUUUUUCUUUAAUUUCCCACAGAGGCAUGGUGUGGCUCUUAUCGUUUGCUUCAAUCGAAAACCAGUAACAAGUAGUCGAUCAGCUGACAUGGAAGUCACUGGAGAAAUCAGCGACACGGACAGCGGCAUUAUUCUUCAUUCAGGCUCUGACAGUCCAACUACGCAUGCAAAAGAUGUGACCACACACACGCGGGCCAUGAAGCUGAAACACCAGGCGCUCCAAGACCGGCUGGAGAUUUGCAUACUGGAGCUGAAGAAGCUCUGCAUCCGAGAGGCUGAGCUGACAGGUCAGCUGCCAAAGGAUUACCCUCUGCUACCAGGAGAGAAACCUCCACAGAUUCGCAGACGCAUCGGCGCUGCGUUUAAACUGGAUGAGCAAAACAUUCCUCAGGGAUCAGAGAGUUCAGAACUGAGUCUGGUGGAUGCCGAUUUGGCUCUUCAGACGAAGAUAUACGAAGCUGCUCGCAAGCUCUGUGAGGAAGAUCACCUGAGCAAGUCUGUCAGGAAGAGUCGGAUACUGCACAGCAAAACUGAAGAAAAGAAACUUAAGAAGCUUCAAGAAAAGGCCUUUCAGCUGCGGCUGGAGCAUGGCCGAUCAUCGCCACUCCCUGGUCUUAAUGUUACACAACAAGAUCUUGGCACAUCUGAUGACAGCUCUUUAUCUGAUUCUGCGGUGCAAGAUGAAGAAGUUACAAGCCAGACCUCGCAGCCAUCCUCUGGUCUUCCUUAUCCAGUGGAAACGGAUUCGCCCCGGCCGCUCACCAUGUCCUCACAUUCCUGCGUCAACAGCUCCUACAUGUCUUCAUCAGCGGCUCCUCGGUCGCCGCUGUCUAACCCCCGUCAGUCUCCCCGCCCCAGCAUCGACUCCAAGUUGAGUUUUAGCUCCAGCCCUGCGUACGACCCCCCUCCCAUCCAGCACUCCCCUUGGUCGGAGUCCAGUCUUGACCAGCCGUACCAGAAGAGCAAGAAGUCGCGUUCCUCCAGCACAAUGAGCAGUCCAGCCAAAUCUGAAUUGUUGCCACCGUUGGAGGCUUGCUUACCUCAACAACUGUCCCAUAUGAGACUGGGCCGCACCCAGUCCAGCAGCACCCCCUCCACUCCAGAGAUGCGUGUGCACAGACAGCUCUCUCUCAGGGUGUCCAAUCCUGAAUCGUCAUUUUAUAAGGAGCGUGGCCGUACCAGAGGUCCCAGGCGACGUCUGACAGAAUACCAGAUAAUGUUACCAGAAGCUCAUUCUCCUACGAUGAGCUACAGCAGCUGUGCUAGCUCUGAAGACAGCAACUCUGAACGCUCCUUCUCUAUUCACAGCAACUCCCCAUGUCAGGAGUUCCCCUCUCAUCCACGCAGACAGUAUCAGGCUACACCCCCUCUCUGCAGCCCAGAAGGCAGCUAUGGUCCUCAAGGUCUCGCUCCCACCGCCUUUCAUCGCAACCCCAGGUCUCUAAUGAGUCCUGUGGUUCAGAGACCGUAUUACGAUGAAGAAAUGGUCUACCCCGCUGACAUGGACCUGACUCGGCUCCGUAUCCCGCAACAAAUGGCUUGCUCCCCCAACACAUAUGAAUAUUAUUACAGAAAAGCUGCUAUUCCGCACCAGAGAGUACAGAGGCCUGUGCCUCCUGAUAUCAGACUCACCCCCCCAGCACAGAUGGACAACAUGCACUACAGCUUCCACGGUCUCCCACGUCAGGUGGUGAAUGAGCAGCUGAAGUCCUGGCACCGCCGCAGUCAGUUCAAACCGCCACGGUCUCGCUCUCUGGACAGACAGGGAGCAGUCAGGCUGAAAAACAUGUCAACUCGAGAAUCAACCAGCUUCCAGAAUCAGAAACACCACGACCAAGUUAUCCAAAGAGGAGCCAUGCAGAAAGCUGCAGAAGAAGCUCCAGAGCACUGGAUGAUAGACAAUGGCUCUCACUACAUGAGUCAAGUGUGAAGAUCAGAGAUUAAUUCACCGACUGCAGUUUGACAUGUUGAACCACAAUACAAUGGUCUGAAUAUCAAUAGCAUUGUCCGAAGGUAUUUUUACCAUUCUGUUUACUCACUUUAUUUCAUUUGCGCACAUAAAAUGAGGAUAAAGAUUGGAACGUCUUGCCAACAGAAAUCAGCAGGAGGUCAACAUUUCCUCAGCAGAGUUGAAUUUGCUGCAGAUGUUUAGAUUUGGUCUUGCUGCUGCUGCUCUUGUUCAGUCUGAAAUGCUUGUGUCAUAAAACGUAAAUCUUUAAUAUGUGGAAAAGUCAUACAAUGUUAAGUAGGUGUAUAAAGACAAAAAACUAACAAUAAUUGUUUGCUGUUGGUCAGCAAAGCUGUUCAUUUAAAAAGUAACUUUAUGUCCUUAAAGCUGAAGCAUGAAUUAUGAAAUUCAGGUACCGAGCUUUAGGUACUAAACUUUUUUUAGUUGGUAAUAUCGCAGGUUUUUGUGAGGAUGUACAAAGAAAAAUUGUCUUUUUUCUAGUAGAUGUGAAAUAAUGUCAUCCUUUUCAACCUGUUUUAGGGUAAUGAUCCACUAUGUAAUAAUAAUAAAGAUUAAAAGCAUAUUUUUAUGAAAUAAUCCCAGUUAAUGAGCUUGGGCUGCCUGUAGUCAGUGUCCUGAGAUUAAAAUCUUUGUUGUGUGUGUAUGUGUGUUUUAUUAAAAUAGUCAAAACAAGGUACUAACCUAAACAUGUGACGACUAAAGCAGCAAAAUAACAGAAGCAAAGUCGAAACUGAAUCUCUUGGCAGCUAUUAAGAAGUCAAACUGAAAUUCAUAUCCUUAAAGCUUUAACUCUACCUUGGGUUGGUUUUAUUUUUUGUUUUCGUUUUAAUUUCACCUUUUUUAAGCACCACCAGUGGUUGAUUAACAAUGUAAUUUGCACCCUAAAAACCACGCAAAGCCAAACUUGAACUCAAAGCAGACAUGGACCAGAGUUUGUAGAACAAAUCUAUUUUAUUGCUGUUUUUUAUAUAUAUAUGUUUUAAAUAGAACACAAUCAUUUUACCUUGUGUGCCUCUUGUUUUUUUACUGCCUUUUAUCUAUUUAUCUGUGUUUGCAGUUAAUAUUUGGUAAAUGUGUUGCUGUUUAACAAAACCUGUGAUUUUGGUUUUACUGUGGAAGUAAAAAAGUAUUGUUUGAAC
This is a messenger RNA of Xiphophorus hellerii (green swordtail), 3210 nucleotides long. It is a transcript of the gene inavab, whose product is annotated as innate immunity activator b. The transcript has 10 exons. The record is from RefSeq and is a predicted model, not a curated record. Gene Ontology annotation, biological process: positive regulation of protein ubiquitination; adherens junction maintenance. Bases 191 to 2032 code for a protein of 613 amino acids. Lineage: Eukaryota; Metazoa; Chordata; Actinopteri; Cyprinodontiformes; Poeciliidae.